GUGAAUUGGGCUUGGCAAGUAUUCAGGAAGUGUAUCUGUACAGAGCUGGAAUUAAGGUUUCACUUUGACCGGCAGGCUAAACAAGGAAGCAGAUACUGAUUGGAUUGUACUAGCAGGGAGCUAAGUGUGAGCUGUGUGAGCCCCAGUCCUUCCUGUGCAAGAGAAGACCUUCGGACUAGUUUAGCAGCACAGGGUGUAAUUACUGGCAGGGAUGUAGCAGUAAAUAUUCAGGGCUGGCAAAGUAUAGUAUCAAGGUAGGGAAUAUAUAUAUAUAUAUAUAUAUCUGUAUAGCAUAUGAGAAGAAUGGUAAUAAGAAGAAGAUACACAGUAUAUUGAGUGAAGUGAAGGAGGAUCACACCAAGCACAACACUAGUUCUGCAGAACAGACACCAUGAGCCUUCUAUCCCAGCUCUGCCCAUUUACCUUCGGGUGUAAUGUCUUCACACUGGGCAUCAUCUUCACCCUUCUGUUUCUGCUGUUGGACUUCAUGAAGCGCAGGAAACCCUGCACAGACUUCCCUCCCAGCCCUCCCUCCUGGCCCUUUGUGUGCAAUCUGCUGCAGAUGGACUUUAGAGACCUAAACAACGGCUUUAAACAGCUCUCUAAACAGUAUGGGGAUGUGAUGAGCCUGCAGGUCUUUUGGAAAUCCAUGGUGGUGCUCAAUGGAUUUGAAGUAAUAAAGGAGGCUUUGAUACAGAAGUCAGAGGACACAGCAGAUCGUCCCCCAUUCAACUUGUAUGAAAUCCUUGGGUUUGUCGGAAACAACAAAGGUGUGCUGUUGGCAAAUUACGGCCAAUCUUGGAAGGACCUAAGAAGAUUCACCUUGUCUACAUUGAAGGAUUUUGGGAUGGGAAAAAAAUCCCUGGAGGAGAGAGUGGGAGAAGAAGCUGGGUACCUGUGUGAUGCCUUCCAGUCUGAACAAGGCCGUCCCUUUGACCCCCAUGUUUUAAUAAACACAGCAGUCAGUAACGUUAUCUGCUCUAUCAUAUUUGGGGAACGCUUUGAAUAUGAUGAUCACAAGUUCCAGAAGCUGCUAUGUCUAAUUGAAGAAGGUAUAAAAGCAGAAUCUAGGCCAGUGCCCCAGAUUGUAAGUUCACUUCCAUGGUCAUCUAAAUUUCCGGGCCUAGCCAGGCUGUUUUUCCAACCUCGGUUACGUAUGCUUCAAUAUCUACAAGAAAUUAUCAAUGAGCAUAAGCAAACAUGGGAUUCUGGGCACACAAGGGAUUUUAUUGAUGCCUUCAUGCUUGAGAUGGAAAAGGCAAAAGGAGUUAAAGACAGUAAUUUUAAUGAUCAGAAUCUUCUGUUAACUAUAGCAGAGUUAUUUGUAGCUGGCACAGAAACUACAACCACAACCCUGAGAUGGGGCCUGCUGUUUAUGUUGCUGUACCCAGAUGUGCAAAGAAAGGUGCGUGAAGAAAUUGACCGAGUGAUUGGAAGAACCAGGAAGCCUACCAUGGGAGAUGUAUUACAGAUGCCUUAUACCAAUGCAGUCAUCCAUGAAAUCCAGCGUUAUGGAGAUAUAAUCCCUCUCUCUAUGCCACAUAUGGCAUACAGAGACACACAUAUCAAAAGCUUUUUCAUCCCAAAGGGCACCGUUAUUAUGACCAACCUGUCUUCUGUGCUUAAAGAUGAGAAAGUCUGGGAAAAGCCUUUCCAGUUUUAUCCGGAGCAUUUUCUUGAUGGGGACGGCAAGUUUGUGAAAAGAGAAGCAUUCAUGGCAUUCUCUGCAGGUCGCCGUGUUUGCCUAGGAGAGCAGUUGGCCAGGAUGGAACUGUUCCUCUUCUUUUCGUCUCUCCUGCAGCGCUUCUCAUUUCAGAUCCCUGAUGGCGAGCCUUGCCCACGGGAAGAUCCAGUAUUUGCAUUCUUCCAGGUCCCACAUGAUCAUAAAAUCUGUGCAAAGGCUAGAUAGACAGCUGCUUAUUACACACAAUACACACAAUACAGAAAAUAGUUGAUAUUAAAAAAUGAAUCUACUUGGUAGCAUACGUAAUUGCCAGUUUUUUGGCACAGAAAGUCUAAAAGCUGAAUUUGUGUGAUCAGGCUAUUUGUUGUUAUGCCACUGGCUCUUCUUCCCAUGGUACCUUCUGGCUCAACUCUCCCUUUUCAUAAAGUCACUUCUCAUCUAUGACACUUGCCAUAAAAAACUGACAACUGUAUGUAACCCCUAUUUGGCUGUAAAAACAGGCAGCGCCAGCUAGAAUGGCUUUAGAGCAUGGGGUACAUAGGACUCUACAC
Messenger RNA from Xenopus tropicalis (tropical clawed frog), 2235 nucleotides. RefSeq names its product cytochrome P450 2D6. Gene Ontology annotation, cellular component: membrane. The record is from RefSeq and is a predicted model, not a curated record. The transcript has 9 exons. Bases 392 to 1909 code for a protein of 505 amino acids. Gene Ontology annotation, molecular function: oxidoreductase activity, acting on paired donors, with incorporation or reduction of molecular oxygen, reduced flavin or flavoprotein as one donor, and incorporation of one atom of oxygen; heme binding; oxidoreductase activity, acting on paired donors, with incorporation or reduction of molecular oxygen. NCBI's taxonomy places the organism in Eukaryota, Metazoa, Chordata, Amphibia, Anura, Pipidae.